Molecule: messenger RNA, 429 nt
Organism: Linum tenue
Lineage: Eukaryota; Viridiplantae; Streptophyta; Magnoliopsida; Malpighiales; Linaceae
Source: the annotation of a GenBank genome assembly
AUGGCGAUGCUAUGCUCUGCCUUCAACCUUGGCUCUCGUCUUGUUGUUGGUAAUGGAGGUUUAUAUUUUGGGCCUUUGAGCCCGUAUUCAACCAGGCCAGAACGAAUCGGCCCACUCAAAAAACGCUCACGGCUGGAAACCCAAAUACCCGACCGCAUAAGCCGAGAGACGGCUUUUCCCUCCCUGAAUCUCUUCCCAGGAGAAAAUUUCCCGGAAAAUCUCAACUCUCACAAUAGGGGAAAAAUGGACGGAAAGUUAGAAAUCUCGAUCGACAAGCUCCCCGUCAAGCGGCUGGAGGCCAUCGAGCAAAAUUGCACCGAACGCUUCCCGACGUACGUCGUGGGCGGAGGAGAGGAACUGAAUGCUGUGCCAGUUGACCUACUGGCCGUGCGCUACUUAGAUUACAGCUUCUGCUCUUCUCUCGACUGA